AUGGCCAAGUCAAAUGCCAGCUCGUCGAUUGAGCCCGUUGACGAGAAAGCUCAGCACCUUACCGUCCUCACCAACCAGCAGUCGGUAGUGGAGGACGACGAGUACGACUAUGACGACCCAAGAAACUAUAGCACCAACUUUGUCGAUGAACACAACCCCAGGGGAUUGCGAGUUCCUACCAAGUCGGAGGAGAAAAAUUUGAGAAGAAUCUUGGGCCACUUCCAAUACUCCAUCAUGAUUAUUUGCUUUGUGGAGUUUGCCGAGCGUGCCUCGUACUACUCAGUCACAGGAAUUAUCAGUAAUUUCGUCCAGAGACCUACUCCCCCUCAAAGUCCUCACGGCUGGGGUGGCGUCAACUCGAGCCUUCCCGGACACGAAGACAUGUCCCCGGGUGCAUUGAACCAGGGUCUUCAAACAGCUAGUGCCUUGACCAACUUGAUCACCUUUUUGGCCUAUGUGGUGCCAUUGUUUGGUGGCUACUUUGCCGAUACCAAAUGGGGUAGAUGGAAGGUGAUCCAGUGGGGUGUCGUGUUUGGUGGUAUUUCUCACGUCUUGUUUAUUGUUUCUGCUGCUCCAUCCUUGAUUGAAAACGGUAAAGCCGGUUUAGCCAUCUGCAUCUUGGCUAUUUUCACAUUAGCCCUCGGUACUGGAUGCAUCAAGUCGAAUCUUUUACCCUUGAUGUUGGACCAAUACCCCGAGUCUGGAAACAGAGUCAAGGUGUUGCCCAGCGGUGAAAAAGUCAUUGUUGAUAGAGAAAAGACCAUGGAAAGAGUCACUUUGGUCUUUUACUGGUCGAUCAACAUUGGAGCUUUUUUCCAAUUGGCCACUUCCUACUGUGAAAGAAGAGUCGGUUUUUGGUUGGCAUUCUUUGUCCCCUUGAUUCUUUACCUCUUGAUGCCAAUUGCCUUUUGGAUCGUCAAGCCCAAAUUGACGUUUGAAGAGCCCACAGGAUCAAACAUGAAGGAGAUUUUGAGAAUUUUAAAGAUUUCAUUUAGCGGCAACUUUAUUGCACGUAUCGGCAAUGGUACCUUUUGGGAAUAUGCUAAGCCUUCCAAGAUGAGAGAAAGGGGCAUUGGGUUUUACAAUGCCAAGAAGCAGAAACCAAUCACCUGGACCGAUCAGCAGGUGUUGGAUGUCAAGCAGACCCUCGACUCGUGCAAGAUCUUUGUCUACUUUAUCGUGUUCAACUUGGCCGAUAGUGGUCUCGGUUCAGUUGAAACAUCCUUGAUUGGUGCUAUGAAAUUGGACGGAGUGCCCAAUGACUUGUUCAACAAUUUCAACCCAUUAACCAUUAUUGUCCUUAUCCCAAUCUUGGACUACCUCGUAUACCCAAUAUUGAGAAAGUACAGGAUUCCAUUCAGACCAAUUUGGAAAAUCGCCCUUGGUUUCAUUAUUUGUGCCAUGUCGCAAGUUGCCGGUGCCGUUUUGCAACACCAAGUGUACCAGAAAUCGCCAUGUGGCAACCAAUCCACCAACUGUAAAGAGCCCGCUGACAUUACCGCAUGGAAAGCGCUGUCGCUUUAUAUUCUUGCUGCUGCCGGUGAGUGUUUUGCCAUGACUACCAUUUACGAGCUCGCCUACACUCGUGCACCUUCUUCGAUGAAGGGUACCGUGAUGGCCUUGUUCUUGUUUACAUCCGCCAUCUCAGCUGCAUUGUCGUUGGCCAUCACCCCGGCAUUGAAGGACCCAUACUUGACUUGGGUCUUUGCGGCCAUUGGUAUUGCCACUGUUGUUGUUGCCGUUAUUUUGUUUUUCCAAUUUUUCAAUUUGCACAAGGUGAUGGCCAUUGAAGAAGAAGAGAGGAUCAAGUUGGAUAGAAUUGCCGAAGACGAGAAGCGCGCACAUGCUCAUGCUUUGGCUCCUGUUGCUUCUGCCGAGGCAGAUCAUCCAUUAGAAGCUAUUGCCUCUGUCAAGUCCCAGUUGAGGUAA
Lodderomyces beijingensis is the source of this 1929-nucleotide messenger RNA. The record is from the annotation of a GenBank genome assembly. Lineage: Eukaryota; Fungi; Ascomycota; Pichiomycetes; Serinales; Debaryomycetaceae.